This is a messenger RNA of Pipra filicauda (Wire-tailed manakin), 422 nucleotides long. RefSeq names its product bublin coiled coil protein (gene BBLN). NCBI's taxonomy places the organism in Eukaryota, Metazoa, Chordata, Aves, Passeriformes, Pipridae. The record is from RefSeq and is a predicted model, not a curated record. The coding region runs from base 43 to 324 and encodes 93 amino acids. The transcript is spliced from 2 exons.
GCCGUGCGGGCGGCGGCGAGGCGCGGGCGCGGGCACGGCGGGAUGGCGGGGCCCAACGGGGACCCGCACGUGGUGGGCGGCGGCCCCGACGACGACGACGGGGACGGCGGGGACACCUUCGGGGAGGAAGAAUAUGCAGCAAUAAACUCCAUGCUGGACCAGAUCAACUCCUGCUUAGAUCACCUGGAGGAGAAGAAUGAUUAUCUGCACACCUGCCUGAAGGAACUGCUGGAGUCCAACCGCCAGGCCCGGCUGGAGUUCCAGCAGCAGAACGAGCAGCUGAACAUGGGAGCUGAUGGACAGGGCCCCCAGCCUUCUGCCUAGUGUUUGACCACAGACUCUCAGCUAGUGUUGCUGAGGGACUUUUACUGCUCACCAAUUUAAUGUAAAACUUGAAUAGAAGAGGUGCCUCGUGCCUGUUA